Molecule: messenger RNA, 340 nt
Organism: Aspergillus neoniger CBS 115656
Lineage: Eukaryota; Fungi; Ascomycota; Eurotiomycetes; Eurotiales; Aspergillaceae
Exons: 2
Coding region: 7-216 (69 amino acids)
Source: RefSeq, a predicted model, not a curated record
AUCGCCAUGCAACUCGCCCGCCCAACCAUCCGCCACUUUUCCGUCCGCCGUCCUCAGCCAGACACUCGCAUCUCCCGCUUCAUCACCAGCUCCUGUCUAUUCACGGCCGUGGUGCUUCCCUUCGUACCUCCAGCUCUUGAGAGUUCUCGUGAGAAGAACAAUGGAUACCCCAAUCACAACAAGCCGCACCCACCGCUAUGCUUCCACGCGCGCUAAGCGGAGGUAGUCUCUAUAUCCGAUCGGAUAUAACUGCCACCCUACUAGCGGGGCUCAUUUCCGAACGACCACCACCCACUCCGGGCGUUAGGAAACUUCUCGAUAUCGCGCGAUUUUUCACUUU